Theobroma cacao (cacao) is the source of this 1306-nucleotide messenger RNA. It is a transcript of the gene SGP1, whose product is annotated as Ras-related small GTP-binding family protein. Gene Ontology annotation, molecular function: GTPase activity; GTP binding. NCBI's taxonomy places the organism in Eukaryota, Viridiplantae, Streptophyta, Magnoliopsida, Malvales, Malvaceae. The record is from RefSeq and is a predicted model, not a curated record.
CUUUGUUUUUUGGUUAGUUAAAAGACCAAAACAUAAGCUAAAGGGGGAGAGAAACAACAACAUAGAACACAAAGUACUAUGUCAGAGAAAAAAACAAUCUCCCGUUCCCAUGUCCGAAAUCAUUCAUGAAGCCACCGGAAAGAUGACACAACUCUGUAGGAAGAUUGUUCAUGUUAACAUCAAGUGGAGUAUAUUUGAAAGGGUAUCGAUUUUUCGAAGAUUUUUCAGGUUCAUUUGGGACAGAAUCCUUGUUUGUUCCAUAGGAAGGCCUGUUCACUACAGGCGGCUGACUCGCCGGGAUUCUCCUCCGGUGGAAGGGGUUCUGAUAGACAACGAGGCCUUGCCGGAAGACCCCCGGACGAUGUGUAAUGGGUAUGAGACAGAUUCGGAUUUGGUUAGUUUGAAGAUCAGUUUGUUAGGUGACUGCCAAAUUGGAAAAACAAGCUUUCUGAUCAAAUAUGCCGGGGAUGAGCAGGAAAGAUGCUUAGAAAUGGCAGGAUUGAAUUUAGUGAACAAAACAUCGUUUGUUCAAGGUGCCAGGAUUGCUUUCAGCAUAUGGGAUGUAGGAGGUGACAGUAGCUCACUUGAUCAUCUUCCAAUUGCUUGUAAGGAUGCGGUGGCAAUUUUGUUUAUGUUUGAUCUCACCAGCCGUUGCACCCUUAACAGUGUUGUUGGAUGGUAUACUCAAGCAAGAAAGUGGAAUCAGACAGCAAUCCCAAUACUAAUAGGGACCAAAUUUGAUGAUUUUGUAAGACUCCCCCCAGAUUUGCAAUGGACCAUUGUCACUCAGGCAAGAGCAUAUGCAAGGGCAAUGAAGGCAACCCUUUUCUUCUCAAGUGCUACACACAACAUCAAUGUGAACAAGAUCUUCAAGUUCAUCAUGGCUAAGCUGUUUAACUUGCCAUGGACGGUCGAGAGAAAUUUGACCAUUGGAGAGCCAAUCAUCGACUUCUAAAACCCUUUUCUUUUUUUCUUCUACUGAUUUUUAUGUACAUAGCCCAAAGAGAAAGGCAAGGAAAAAGAAAGAAAGAAAGCAUCCGUUUCUUCAAUUCUACAGUAGCAAAUUGACCCCACAACCACCGAAAACCAAACUUUGGUCAUUGAUUGUUUGGUUCCUUUCUUUUCAUCUGCUUUACUUUUUCCUAGUUUUCUUUGUAACAUUUUACACUGAAUUCAAAGAUAGCUAAUGAAUCUGAUAUUUCAGGUAACAUAUCUUUGUGUAAAAUGCUUGUAACACACUGAGUCUUUUGAUGCAGAAGAAAAGAAAAAUGAGAACUAUAUACUAAGAUGACUCUCCUUCCUCUCU